UUGUAAACUACAAUACCCACAAACCCUAGCAAGGACGUCUUAAACGACAGACGUCAAGAUGGUGCUUGAAAGUACUAUGGUCUGCGUGGACAACAGUGAGUAUAUGCGAAAUGGAGACUUUCUGCCCACCAGACUGCAGGCUCAGCAGGAUGCAGUUAAUAUUGUUUGUCACUCCAAGACCCGGAGCAACCCAGAAAACAACGUGGGCCUCAUCACCAUGGCAAACAACUGUGAGGUCCUCACCACACUGACCCCAGACACGGGGAGGAUACUGUCUAAGCUGCAUGCUGUGCAGCCUCGUGGAAACAUCAGCUUCUGCACUGGGAUCAGGGUGGCACAUUUGGCACUGAAGCACAGACAGGGCAAAAACCACAAGAUGCGCAUAAUUGCAUUUGUUGGCAGUCCAGUGGAGGACAAUGAAAAAGAAUUGGUCAAAAUGGCAAAGCGUCUGAAGAAAGAAAAAGUAAAUGUGGACGUCAUUAACUUUGGAGAGGAGGCGAUAAACACAGAGAAGCUGACUACCUUCAUCAGCACACUGAAUGGCAAAGAGGGAGCAGGCUCCCACCUGGUCACAGUGCCUCCAGGCCCCAGUCUGGCAGAUGCCCUGCUAUCUUCUCCCAUUUUGGCUGGAGAAGGAGGUGCAGUGUUGGGCCUGGGUGCUAGUGACUUUGAGUUUGGUGUGGAUCCCAGUGCCGAUCCAGAGCUGGCCUUGGCUUUGCGGGUGUCUAUGGAGGAGCAGAGACAAAGACAAGAGGAUGAAGCUCGUAGAGCUGCUGUUGCAUCAGCUGCUGAAGCUGGUAUUUCCUCUCCUGCUGCAGAUGAGUCUGAAGAUGUUUUGUUGAAGAUGUCGGUCCCACAUUCGGACUCCUCUGCCCCUGCUUUGCCAGACUUCAGUCGCAUGACAGAAGAUGAACAGAUUGCUUAUGCUCUGCAGAUGUCCAUGCAGGGAACAGGAGCAGACUUUGGUGCUGAGGAUAUGGAUACUGGAGCUGAUAUGGAGUCCACUGAGGCAAAGGACGAAGAAGACUAUGAUGUUAUGCAGGAUCCAGAGUUCCUCCAAAGUGUCCUAGAAAACCUUCCAGGAGUGGACCCCAACAAUGAAGCCAUUCGCAAUGCCAUGGGGUCUUUAGCUUCCCAGACUGGCUCUAAACCGGACACCAAGAAGGAUGAAGAGAAAAAGAAAUAAAUGUUCAAAGAAAAACUGAAUAUCUGGUGAAUAAAACAACCAUUGCAUGUGUUCACAGCAA
Molecule: messenger RNA, 1247 nt
Organism: Betta splendens (Siamese fighting fish)
Lineage: Eukaryota; Metazoa; Chordata; Actinopteri; Anabantiformes; Osphronemidae
Product: 26S proteasome non-ATPase regulatory subunit 4-like
Exons: 10
Coding region: 59-1186 (375 amino acids)
Biological process (GO): proteasome-mediated ubiquitin-dependent protein catabolic process
Cellular component (GO): cytosol; nucleus; proteasome regulatory particle, base subcomplex
Molecular function (GO): polyubiquitin modification-dependent protein binding
Source: RefSeq, a predicted model, not a curated record